AUGGGUCCAGAUAACGGCGUGCUUGGAGCAACCUUCAAGGCCACUCGAGCUCUGGAGGUCGCUUCCAUGGUUGCCAUUAUCGGAAUCACGGCCAACUUCAUAUCUGAAAUGGUCAGCGCUGGGGCGACUCCACCGCCAGUUCUCGUCGCAAUAUUGAGCAUUGUCUGCAUUGCCGUACUUUACUGUGCCAUCACAGUCAUUCUGUAUUUCGACAGCAUUCUACCAUUUCUGAUCAGCACUGGGAUUGACUCUCUUUUCUUGAUUGCAUUGAUCGUGGUCUCGGUGGUGGUUGGCAAACCACUCUCCUACCUCAAUUGCCAAGUGCUUGAUGAGGUUUCCAACGCGACCUCAAGCGCUUACGACUUCACCUCGGCGUUGGGCAACAGUCUCAACAAGGAUGGCGCGGUCAAUUAUUCCCAGUGGAUCGGCACUUCGAAAGCCACCUGCCUGGAAAUGAAGUCCAUUUGGGGGUUGAGCAUCGCACUUUGCGUCCUCUUCACAUUCUCAGCCGUCAGCACUGUCUGUCUUUGGAAGCGGACCAAGCAGCCGGCUGCCGACAAAAACGAAGCUUGA
Capronia coronata CBS 617.96 is the source of this 573-nucleotide messenger RNA. RefSeq lists its product as uncharacterized. Bases 1 to 573 code for a protein of 190 amino acids. The transcript is spliced from 3 exons. NCBI's taxonomy places the organism in Eukaryota, Fungi, Ascomycota, Eurotiomycetes, Chaetothyriales, Herpotrichiellaceae. The record is from RefSeq and is a predicted model, not a curated record.